AUGAAUAAAAUAUAAUUCCACUCAUUAUAGGUCAAAGCAACAAAAUUAGAAUUCACAAUUCCAAAACCUCCAUUGAAUUAUAUUGUAAAAUAAGUUCAUCGUUUAAAAUAUGCGAUAUAGAGUAGAAAAGAUGCUGAACUUAUUAUGGAUUAGAUAAAUUUUAUAAUUGAAUUGCUGAUUUCAGGAUAGGUAUAAUAAAUAUAAGAAAUUUUAGUUUGGUACACCUUCAUUGACUUAUUUAAAUGAAUUACGUAAUACAUUAAGAUCGACAAUAAAUUCGUUUGAUUAAGAUUAAUUAGGUUGUGUUUUAGCAAAUAUGGAGACAUUAAAAAAGCAGACAAGUUAAGAUUAUCUAAAAGGAUUUAAAAAGGGUAGCUCUAGGAAUUUAAAAAUUGCAAAUUAACUUUAAAAGUAUACUAUUAAUAAUAAUGAUUGUAGAAUCUAGAAAAGAGUACUUUCAGUAAUAAGAAAUGUGUAUGCUCAGUUUGUGUUGUUUUGGUUGGAUGAACAUUAACCAGAACAAAGUACAGCAUUACGUAGUAAGCGUGUAUUUGUAGAAACUAAAACGUAUAAUAAAAUAAUCAUUAAUUAAUUAAAAUAGACUAAUACAAAGUAAAUUAAAAGAAUUAGAUUUAGAAAAGCAUAAUAAAAUAGUGUGUCGAAUCUGUGAGUAACUAAUAGAAGUAGAGAUAAUGGCAGCUCAUUGUAUUACAUGUGAGAAAAAAGCAGAAUAAAGCAAAAAAUUAUUAUAACUUAAUUUAUAAUUAGCGGAUGCUUCUUAAUCAGCAUAUAAAUUAAAACAUGAUGUUUAAAUUAAAUUGGGUAAAUUGAGUUUAUAAGAAUAAAAGUAAAAUAGAUAAAAAUUGAAAAAAUAAGAAGAAGAAAAAAAACCCUUAAGAUCACUUCGAAGAACUCAUACUAUUCAUUUAGAAGACAACAAACUUUUAUAAGAAGAAGAAGAAAAGAAUAAAGCUAAGAAAUAAUUGGCUUUUAUAAAUUAGGUAAUGACAACUAUUGUAAAUUAUACUGAAAAGGUUUUAAAUAGUAAUACAAAUAAUGAAGAUAAUAAGUGUAUAUUUAAUAUAUUAUUUUAGUAAAUCGAAUUACAUUUGAUGAAUUAACAGAAGCUAAAUGUAAUUUAGAAAAUGACGAAAAAAAUGAGGAAGUACUUUAAAUAAUUGAUAAAGCUCGAUCUUGUAUGUAUGAUAGAAUGGAAUACUUUAAAAUAAUUUAAAAUUUAGAAUCAUAACAAAUAUAAGAAAGUUAAAAGAUUUAACAUAAAACUGAGAUUGAUUUAAAAUAAAAAUAUAAGAAUUCAAAUUCAAGUUCAUUUAGGGUUUCUAAAUUUAAUAAUGUUACAACAACAAGUUAAUCAAAACUAAAAAGAAAUGAUACAAUAUAUGAAGAAGACGAUGAUUUUGUUUGUUAAACACCAAAAAAUACAAACAACAGCAAGAAUAAAAAGAAUGUUAUGAUAAUGUCUUUAAUUAAGUAAAUAAUAAUAAUGAUUAUUAGUAAAGAUAAAUUUAAUACAAACAAUGUUGGAAGUUUUAAUGAAAUUAAUAGAAGAGAUAGUUUAACAACUAUGACUAUGUCUAGAUCUUAGGUGCUUGGUAAUAAUUAAAUAAAAAGAACAUUUUUAUCUAAAAAUAAUUCUGAAGAACAUCCAUAAUAAUAAUCUAAUCCAGAUUCUAAAAUAUUAGAUAGGAUAGUUAAUCUAUCUAAUUCUUCAGAUACAUUAAUCAGCCCUAAAUCUAAUAAGCCUUCUAUAUUUCGAAGGGCUUAAUCUCCUACAGCUGUUGAUACAGUCAUUGAAUCUUCUAAUUAAUCCCCUACAGGAAGGGUAGGAUCUUCUGACUUUUAAGAUGAGACUCCUAGAAAUUAAAAGAUUUGCUCUUUUGCUGAUUUUGCAUAAUGUGAUUCAGAUUUAGAAAUUCCUAUUAAAAAAUAAUAAGUUCCAUCUAUAGGUCUUGGUAGACAAGUAGAUUCAAUUGAAGAAAUAUAAAAAGAUAAAGAACCAAUUGCUUCAAAUUCACUUGAAAAUAUUAAAUGUUGCGAAUCUGAUUAAGAAAUAAAUUAAAUUUAGAUUUCUAAAAAUGACUCUAAUUAAGAGAUGAAACAAUCAUCAUAAAAUAGUCUGAAAAAUAGUGGCAGAAAUAUGAUGAUGAAAGGUAGUAGAAAAAUGCAUAUAAAUAUUAAUUAAUAAGAAUAAUAGAAACCAUUGCAUAUUGAAUUAGGUGCAAGAAUAGAAACAGAGUAAAUCAUAGAAGAAUCACCUAAUUCAACUUCACCAUAAAAAAUACAAAAUUAAGCUUAGAGUCCUAAAAGUUCAUCCUCCAGUUAAAAAUAAAAUAAUUAAUAAUAGGAUGAAAUUGAAUUUGAUUAAUCUUUAAUAAAACCAAGAAAGAGUUUAUUUUAUCCAUAAAAUUCUAGAAAUAGUAAUAUGAAAUAAAGCAUGGCUAUUGAUACUUAAAAAACUAAAUAAUCUUAUGAUUUUGAAGUCAUUACAGUUGACAGAGGUUAUAAUUCAGAUUCUGAAUUAGUUAGUAUUAAUGCUGAAAAAACGAAUUAAUCUUAAGAAAUAGGCCUUAAAGAUUUUGAAUUUAUUAAACCCCUUGGAUAAGGAGCUUUUGGAUGGGUGUUUUUAGUUAAAAAGAAAACUUCAGGGGAUCUUUAUGCUAUGAAAAUUAUUGACUGUUCAUAAAAAGUAAAUUUUUUUUUAAUUAUUAAAAGUAAUUGGAAACUUAAUUAGAUACUUUAAAAGCUGAAAGAAACAUUUUUGAAAUAUUAUCUGGUGAUUUUGUAGUUAAAGCAUACUAUUCAUUUAGUCAUGAAUAAAAUUUAUGUUUUGUUUAAGAAUAUAUGGUAGGAGGAGAUUUUUCUCACAUACUCAAAAUGUAUACGGUAUAUAUUAUUAUUAUUUUUAGGCUCUAGAUGAGGAAUAUGUAAGACAUUAUAUUGCGGAAGUAGUUUUGGCUUUAGAAUAUUUAAGAUCAAAAAAUAUUGUUCAUAGAGAUUUAAAACCAGAUAAUAUUCUAUUAGAUAAAUAAGGUCAUGCUAAAUUGGCUGAUUUUGGAUUAUCAGAAGUUGGUUUUAAUAAUAGAUUGAAAUUAAAAUUGAGAUAAUAAGAUAUUGAAUCGUAAGAUUAUUCAUUUAUUUUAAGAAAUACUAUACCUGAAUUUGCUGAUCAUAACGACCCAUAAUAUGAUACUGUUUUUGAUUUAAAAUUAGCUUAAGUAUAACCAGUUAUUAGAGCAAGCAUAUAAAAUUAUAGUAGUAAAAAUAAAAGAAUUGUUGGAACUCCAGAUUAUAUAGCUCCAGAAGUUUUAAAAGGGGAAUCCUUAACUAAUAGCAGUUUAGAUUAUUGGAGUUUAGGAGUAAUAAUGUAUGAAAUGCUAUGUGGUAUUCCACCAUUUAAUGAUGAUUCUGUUGAAAAGAUUUUUGAUAAUAUUUUAAACUAUAGAAUUGAAUGGCCAAAUGUAAGUGAUAUUGAAGAAGAAAGUAUAUCUCAUAAUGCUUAUGAUCUUAUGUGUCAAUUAAUGGAACCAGAUUAUACUAAAAGAAUUGGACAUUAAGAUAUUAAUGAAAUUAAAAAUCAUCCUUUUUUUGAAGGUAUUAAUUGGAAUACUAUACUUUCAAUGCCUGGUUUAAUUGUACCUAAAAUGGUAUUAAAAGAAUCUGAAGCCGAUGGAAAAAAUUGUGAAAAAGUUUAACAAUUUCUUAACAAUUUAGAAAAGAAAGAAGUUAAAAAUUAAACUUUAGCAUAAAAACUUAAAAGUUAAUUAUCCAACUUAGAAAGAUUAGAUUUACUAGUUAAAUUGAGUUUAGAAGAAGCCAAUGAUAAACUGUAAUUAUAUACUAUAUAAAUUAUAGAUCUAAAAUUAGGACAUAAGAAAACAAAUUAAAAAGAACCUUAAAUAAGAUUGAUCAUUACGAACAAGAACAUUAAAUAUAAAUGUUACUUUUGUAUGAAGAUGUUUUCUGA
Paramecium sonneborni is the source of this 3985-nucleotide messenger RNA. The record is from the annotation of a GenBank genome assembly. NCBI's taxonomy places the organism in Eukaryota, Ciliophora, Oligohymenophorea, Peniculida, Parameciidae.